AAUCUUAGCUGCACCGGGUCUUGUUCAGAUGGGAAAUCUGUUUAUGUCAAUCAAAAUCUUGAUCAUGGAAGGGUUCAUGGAAAAGAGAAAAGAGAAGAACCCAUUCAAAUCAAUCACAGGUAUAUCAAUAUGGAUAGAAGGAAGCUGCCUCAAGCAAAAUUUCAGGUGAAAGAUGAGUUUGACAGCCAGAGUUUUGAUAAAAUGAGCGUGGGAUCAAACAGAGAAGUGUACUUUGGACCGCCAGUUCUGAAACCUGGGCUUCACAAUGUGACAGUUAAAACACAAUUGGAUGAUCCAAGGAAGUCCUUGGAAGUGUUUGGCUCCAGUGCAGUGAAGAAGGGAGACAUAGCCAAGAACCUUGAGAGGAAACUGUCCAUGUUAACUUGGGAUGCCAUUCCAAAUGCCCCAACCAUUUCAUCUAUUUCCAGAAGCAGCCAGGGAUGCGAUGAUAUUGAGAGCGAUGCUAGCUCAGAUCUCUUUGAGAUAGAUAACAUAUCCGGCAGUGGUCAGGCCUUGUUCACAAGGCAAGUAUCUGAUGGCAUGUCUAGCUGCAUGACCCCAUACGCACCAAGCGAGUCCAGCAUUGAAUGGAGCGUUGUCACAGCCAGUGCGGCUGACUGCUCAUUUGUUUCAGAUUACGGUGAAAAGAAACCAGCAGAAAAUAGUAGAGCUCCGGGAUCAAAAACAGCCAGUAGAGUGGCCAACGCCAAAGUUUUACCAGAGAAAGAGGCACAAAAAAGCCGAACAGGUGGGAUAUUGGGGUGCAAGAGUCACAAAGCAGUUAUGGUUGCUGAAACUGCAUACAGAAGUGAUGAGAAGUCAAAGCCUUCACACCUACACCAUCUUCCAAAAUCAGCCACCCCCAUGUCAGCAAGACUCUUACAAGCUGACAUUAAGGUGAAAGAUCUUGAUUUCCAAUAAGAAAACUCACAAUUGCUCUUCUGCACAUGCAUUAAAGCCUCUGCCUACGCGGCAGGGCAUGGGGUAAACCAAGGUUGAUUAUGGAAGAAGCUAGCUAAAAGGUUCUCUGUUUAACAUACAUUUUCUUUUAAUUGUGUAAUUUCUCCUAAAUAUUGCAUAUAAAUUUCAACCUGGCUAUAUUCUUUUUCUA
This is a messenger RNA of Theobroma umbraticum, 1111 nucleotides long. RefSeq names its product protein PHYTOCHROME KINASE SUBSTRATE 3-like. Gene Ontology annotation, biological process: phototropism. NCBI's taxonomy places the organism in Eukaryota, Viridiplantae, Streptophyta, Magnoliopsida, Malvales, Malvaceae. The record is from RefSeq and is a predicted model, not a curated record.